AGAAGAAAGCCCAAAUUUGACGUCUUAUUACAAGCUUGACCCACCGUCCGCUGCGAUCGCCUCCGUGUCGUACCAAGUUUUUUCCGGUUCAACUCCAUUCCUCAGAUUCCUUCUAGGGUUUUUUUUUUUUUUUCUUUUCUUCCAUUUUUCCGAUCAUGGCUGCGAUGCGAUUGACGCCGGAUGAUGCUCGGGGUGCUCCGUCCGCCGUUGAUUUGGUCUCUGACGACGAUCGCUCAGUGGCCGCUGAUUCUUGGUCCAUCAAGAGUGAGUAUGGUAGCACCCUCGACGAUGACCAGCGUAAUGCCGACGCUGCCGAGGCUCUAUCUGCUGGAAAUUUGCGUGCCGCUUCGGAUUACAGUUCUGACAAGGAUGAAACAGAACCAGAUGCUGAAGCUGUGACAUCAAUGCUAGGUCUCCAAAGUUAUUGGGAUUCUCAAUAUGCGGAUGAAUUGACAAACUUCCAUGAACAUGGUCAUGUUGGUGAAGUCUGGUUCGGACCUGAAGUUAUGGAAACUGUUGCUUCUUGGACAAAAAGUUUGUGUUCUGAUGUUUCGCAAGGUCGGUUUCCCAAUCAAGCUGAUAAUGUUAAGUCACUGAAUGGUGAUCAGGGUUUCAAAUUCUUGUCUAGUUGGAGUGUACUUGAUAUUGGGACGGGAAAUGGUUUGCUGCUUCAAGAACUUGCUAAGGAGGGAUUCGCUAAUUUGACAGGAACUGAUUAUAGUGAAGGGGCAAUAGAUCUUGCUAGAAGCCUUGCAGAGCGAGAUGGUUUUUCCAAGAUUAAAUUUUUGGUUGAUGAUGUUCUCGAGACAAAGUUGGAAGGGCAAUUUCAACUCGUUGUGGAUAAAGGCACUUUAGAUGCAAUUGGAUUGCAUCCAGAUGGUCCCCUUAAAAGGAUCAUGUAUUGGGAGUCAGUAUCGAAACUGGUGGCUCCGGGUGGGCUGUUGGUGAUCACUUCCUGCAACAGUACAAAAGAUGAACUUGUGCAAGAAGUUGAGAACUUCAAUCAAAGAAGGGUUAAUUCCUUUGCAGAAUCAGAGUCGUCCAAUGGAACACAAAGAGAAUCGCCUACAUUUCAAUACCUCAACCAUGUUCGUACCUACCCGACAUUCACCUUUGGAGGAUCUGUGGGAUCUCGCGUUGCCACAGUGGCAUUUCUUAGGAACUGAUUAUGUGCUAGCUUGUCACCUCGGAUUGAAGUCAUUUUUUAAUGUUAGACACAUCUAUGGAUUUGCAGUGUUUGAGCCUACCACAGUUUGCCUCCCAAUAGUCAACACUUAUUAUUAUUUUUUUUUUUGGCUUGGAAACCACUAGACUGUGUUCUUGUUAUAACUUCGAACUAUUUUUCAGACUGAUGUAAUUACGGUGGGGAGUAAAAGUGGAGAAUUGCUGAAUUGCAGCUUUUGUCAGUGGGAUAUUGAGAAUCAAUGCCUUCCUCAGGAUUUUAACAUACAACUAUGAACUAUAUUCCAAACUA
Messenger RNA from Cucurbita pepo subsp. pepo (vegetable marrow), 1474 nucleotides. RefSeq lists its product as uncharacterized. Gene Ontology annotation, molecular function: protein-lysine N-methyltransferase activity. Gene Ontology annotation, cellular component: cytoplasm. The record is from RefSeq and is a predicted model, not a curated record. Lineage: Eukaryota; Viridiplantae; Streptophyta; Magnoliopsida; Cucurbitales; Cucurbitaceae.